Messenger RNA from Archocentrus centrarchus (flier cichlid), 3939 nucleotides. RefSeq names its product SHC (Src homology 2 domain containing) transforming protein 1 (gene shc1). The record is from RefSeq and is a predicted model, not a curated record. Gene Ontology annotation, molecular function: receptor tyrosine kinase binding. Gene Ontology annotation, biological process: cell surface receptor protein tyrosine kinase signaling pathway; intracellular signal transduction. Gene Ontology annotation, cellular component: plasma membrane. NCBI's taxonomy places the organism in Eukaryota, Metazoa, Chordata, Actinopteri, Cichliformes, Cichlidae. Bases 990 to 2786 code for a protein of 598 amino acids. The transcript has 13 exons.
AUUUGGAGGAAGAGAGAGAGGGAGUAAAAAGUAGGCGUUAAAGAAAGUGUGCCGCUACCAAGAGUUGGAGACUAGCCAUACAUCAGUAAGCCUCCUCUCUCUUUAGCAGUUCUGGGCUUCAAUGAGCUCUGCAGGUGCUUGCUGUCGUAUCGACCAGUUGAGGCUGUGUAUUAUGUGUGCGUUGCUGCCGCGUUAGCGUGCACGGCCCUCCUUGCAGUCCCCUCGCUGGCUGCUAAUAGGAUUUUUAUGGGCCCAUGUCAAGCAGGAUAGAGCUGCCAAGGGGAGCUGCUUCACACACGCACGCACGCACAAGCACAUGCCAACACCAAUAUACACAGAUAAUCAAAGAGGCAUUGUAGGCAGGCAAGGUUUAUACUGCUUCACACAUGUAGACACAUCACGUAGAAAUGCGCACCCCUCAGAGCAGUAAGAAACACGCGAGGGUGUGUUCACAGAGACAAUCACUUGUGCUGAUUCUUCAUGGUGCUGGUGACAGCUGAAUUACUGGGCCUCACUCAGAGGCUAUUAAUUUGGGACUCACAGAUAUUGUUUUACAUUAUGGCAAAACACCAAGAGGAACACUCCGUGGACAGCUAAGAACAUAUUCAUCAGUUCCUGUGAACUCAGAAAACUCUCAAGUAAAUUUAAAUAUGAACUCAUGACAACAUGAGCUGCACUGGUGCACUAAAAAACUUUUCUUGUCUGCAUUUUACCAUUAACUGGGACACCCCACUUUCCCUCUGUGCUUUUCCUCACACUGCUUUCAUUGUGGAUAAAGCCGUUUUUAAAGCAGUUGGGUUUUGGCUGCCUGGUAACGAGCGGAGGACAGACAAGCAGACAGAUGGAUGCAGCUCUUGCACUGGCCGAGACAGACAGAUGGCUGUGUGUCCUUUUAGAUAAAAACUUUGAAUACUGAGACAAAGAGACUUUGAAUCACUAGAGCCUGUGUGGACUUGCACGGAUAUAAAAACUGACACUGCAGAUUCAUUAUGGAGCUUGUUCCAAAAACAAAGUACACCCACUUUCGGAGUGAAUCGCUGAGCUCAACUGACGAAACAAACUCCAAUCCGUCUUCGUUUCCUCCUUCCAGUCCUGCCACCCCUCUCACUCCCUCCCCUGGCUUACCUUCCUCUCUCUCUUCCUCCUCUCUCACUCCCAUUUUGCCCCCCUCCUCUCCCCACCCAGCUGAGAACAGCCCCACCACCCUCUGCUCCUUCUUCCCCAGGAUGGGAUCCCUUCGUCUGGGUGUCUCAGCUACUCUUCUCCCAGGACUCAAGGCCUCAAGCAGGUCGCAGCCACCCCAGGCACCUCAGGCGCCUGUUGAGUCCUCUGGGGAUGACAGGAGCAACUCUAGCUCCUCCCCACCACUUCAUCACCCCGUUUCCCUUCUAACUGCUCCUUCUCCCCCUCCCCGACCUCCUCUGCAGGACAUGAACCGGCUGGGAGGGGUGUCUAGGAGGGCACGAGUGGAAGGAGGGCAGCUGGGAGGAGAUGAGUGGACGCGCCAUGGCUCCUUUGUCAACAAGCCCACCCGUGGCUGGCUGCACUCCGAUAAUCUGGUCAGCACCACCGGUGUUUCCUACACUGUACGGUACAUGGGAUGCGUGGAGGUGCUACAAUCAAUGCGAGCACUGGACUUCAACACCAGAACUCAGGUCACGAGGGAAGCUAUCUCUGUGGUGUGUGAGGCAGUACCUGGUGCCAAAGGAGCCCGCAGGAGAAAGCCUUCCUCUCGCUGUCUAACAUCCAUCCUGGGAAAGAGUAACUUACAGUUUGCAGGCAUGACAAUCAGCCUCACCAUCUCGACCAGCAGCCUCAAUCUGUUGGCCUCUGACUGCAAACAGAUAAUCGCCAAUCAUCACAUGCAGUCCAUCUCUUUCGCCUCUGGAGGAGACCCAGAUACAGCUGAGUACGUAGCAUAUGUGGCCAAAGAUCCAGUCAACCAGAGAGCAUGUCAUAUCUUGGAGUGUUCAGAGGGUUUGGCCCAGGAAGUCAUCAGCACCAUUGGUCAGGCCUUCGAGCUGCGUUUUAAACAGUAUCUAAAGAACCCUCCCAAACUGGUUACACCUCAUGACAGAAUGGCUCCAUUUGAUGGCUCCGCAUGGGAGGAAGAGGACGAUGAGGCUGCUCCACUUCCUGAUGUCCCGUACUAUAAUAAUUUCCCUGGAAAACAGCCUCCCCCUGGUGGACUGAUUGACAUGAGGACCCGGCCUGGGGCCACACUGCCUUAUGGACAGCCAGGUCAGAAUGACAUUCAUAAACAGCCUCUGCCACCCCUACCAGUGGGUGCCAAAGAAGGAGGACGGGAGAUGUUUGAUGACCCUUCAUACGUCAAUGUAGAUAAACCUCGUCUCCCAGCUGCAGCAAAUGGAAACGCUCACAGAGAUGCUUUUGACAUGAAGCCGCUUGAUGAUGCCCUGGGGGUUUCUGGGCACGGAGGUCCAGGCUCAGUGACAGCAGUGCCCUCUAUGGUGCAGCAGUUACAGUCUGAAAUUUGGUUCCAUGGGAGCUUAAGUCGCAGGGAAGCAGAGAAACUGUUGACUCGAGAUGGCGACUUCCUGGUGCGCGAGUCUGGGACCACGCCUGGGCAGUAUGUCCUCACGGGACAGCAGGGUGGUCAACCCAAACACCUGCUACUAGUUGACCCAGAAGGAGUGGUCCGUACAAAAGAUCAUCGGUUUGGGAGUGUCAGUCACCUGAUCAGUUACCACAUGGACAACAGACUUCCCAUUGUGUCAGCUGGGAGUGAAGUGUGUCUGCAACAGCCAGUAGAGCGCAGGGCCUGACCUUACACACACACACACACACACACACACACACACACACACACACACACACACACACUCAUUUCCUGUAAUGCCCACAGCAACACUACACCUAAAACAGAAGAAUACAUAUGCACACACAUAGCAAAGAAAGCCAAAAAAAAAAAGAAAAAAUUUCACCAGUUUCUCUGCGAAAUCACUCACUUGCUGCUGUUGCUAUAUUUCCUGUCCAAACUGUGAUCUGCAGUUCCUUGAUUAACAUCCGACUAUCAGGCGCAUUCCUCCAAAGCGGAGAAGCACUGCUGCAAUCUCUCAGCCUACUGUGAACCAGAGAGGAGCCCUCUGCAAACUACAGAAUGGGGCAGAAAACAAAUGCAAAUUUUUUUUCUAAGAAAAAAAUCUUUAUGUGAGCGUAUAUUAAAAAAAAAAAAGGAAACAUGAUAUUAUAUGGAGUAAUGUACUGAAAUGACAGGACUGAAGAGUGUGGAAAGGAACAUGAAUGGACACAGAGGGAGAUCUUCAGUACUUCAGUACUGCAUGUGCUUUUUUAUUCCAAUGGGGUGGAAUCCUCCUCAGACUGUUGCUGGAGCAUUUUAGAUAAAACACAAACUGGAUGGCAAGAGUUCUUUGUUUCAGAGACUGAACCAGGCUCAAACACAAACUCUUGCAGCAAACCUGAGUCUGAGAUAAUUUGGCUGGAGAAUACGCGCACCGGUGUGCAAGUUUGUUUCUGAUCUCAUCAGGAGGACCAACCCCAACCUCUCCCCUCUUAAGGACUUUUAAACUUUGACCCCUGGAGGAAAGCCUGUAUGCAAAUCUAGGACUGCUAUGCCAAUGACCAUCAUAUACUGUAUAUUCUUUUCUUGUAUUUCUGUCUGUUAUCUUGACUCUCAUCACUCAAAGGACAUUCUGAGUAGGAUCAAAACAGCUGUAUCCUCCCGAUCCCUUUGCAAACACAGACGUACACAACUGAGUCUGCACCACCUGCCAUGCCAAAGAACAUGAACUUGGUUGCUACCGGCAGAAAAGGAAGCCAUGAAUAUUAUCAACUCUUAUCUGUCUUGUGUGCUUACGGCACUGGAGCUAAGAAAGAAAUGCAUAUUGAAAUGGGGCUGUUUUAGAGUGCAGAGAUUGUGUGUGUAGGGGACAAAAAAGGAAAUUUAAAUAAAAAAAA